This is a messenger RNA of Castor canadensis (American beaver), 7279 nucleotides long. RefSeq names its product HIVEP zinc finger 3 (gene Hivep3). Gene Ontology annotation, cellular component: nucleus. NCBI's taxonomy places the organism in Eukaryota, Metazoa, Chordata, Mammalia, Rodentia, Castoridae. Gene Ontology annotation, molecular function: DNA-binding transcription factor activity, RNA polymerase II-specific; RNA polymerase II cis-regulatory region sequence-specific DNA binding. The record is from RefSeq and is a predicted model, not a curated record. Gene Ontology annotation, biological process: regulation of transcription by RNA polymerase II.
AUGGAUCCUGAACAAAGCAUCAAGGGUACCAAGAAGACAGAGGGAAGUCCCCGGAAGCGACUGACCAAGGGAGAGGCCAUUCAGACCAGUGUUUCCUCUAGUACCCCAUAUGCAGGUGGUGGGACAGCUGCCACCCAGGAGAGCGCCCCCCAGGAGCUCCUAGCCCCGCAGCCCUUCCCAGGCCCCUCAUCAGUCCUUAGGGAAGGCUCUCAGGAGAAAACAGGCCAGCAGCCGAAGCCCCGUAGGCCCUCCGUUGAGGCCUCUGUCCACAUCUCACAGCUUCCGCAGCACCCUCUGACACCAGCAUUCAUGUCGCCUGGAAAACCAGAGCAUCUCCUGGAGGGGUCCACGUGGCAGCUGGUUGACCCUAUGAGACCUGGACCCUCAAGCUCCUUUGUAGCCCCUGGGCUCCAUCCACAGAGCCAGCCUCCUUCCCAUACCUCCAUCCUUCCCCAUGAGGACCUGCCUGGCAUCCCCAAGGUCUUUGUGCCCCGUUCCUCACAGGUCUCCCUGAAGCCUGCAGAAGAGGCACACAAGAAAGAGAGGAAACCGCAGAAGCCAGGCAAGUACAUCUGCCAAUACUGCAGCCGGCCCUGCGCCAAGCCUAGUGUGCUACAGAAGCACAUCCGCUCGCACACAGGAGAGAGACCCUACCCCUGUGGCCCCUGUGGCUUCUCCUUCAAGACCAAGAGUAACCUCUAUAAGCACAGGAAGUCCCAUGCCCACCGCAUCAAAGCAGGCCUGGCCUCAGGUGCAGGUGGUGAGCUAUUCCCUCCAGGACUGGAGAUGGAAAGGAUUCCUGGGGAGGAGUUUGAGGAGCCCACUGAGGGAGAAAGCACAGACUCUGAAGAAGAAACUGGCACCACAUCUGGCCCCUCCACAGAGGCCUCCCCCAGACCUAAGCACCCACUCCUGUCCAGUGGUUUGUACAGCUCCGGGAGCCACAGCUCCAGCCACGAACGCUGCUCCCUGUCCCAGUCCAGCACAGCAACCUCGCUCGAGGACCCCACCCCAUUUGCAGAACCUUCAUCCGAGCAUCCCAUGAGCCACAAACCUGAAGACACCCACACAAUUAAGCAGAAGCUGGCCCUUCGCCUGAGUGAGAGGAAGAAGGUGAUUGACGAGCAGGCAUUUCUGAGCCCAAGCAGCAAAGGCAGCACUGAGUCUGGGUACUUCUCACGCUCUGAGAGUGCUGAGCAGCAGGUCAGCCCCCCAAACACCAAUGCUAAGUCCUACGCAGAGAUCAUUUUCGGCAAGUGUGGGCGGAUUGGGCAACGGACCACCAUGUUAACAGCCACCUCCACCCAACCCCUGCUGCCCCUGUCUGCUGAAGACAAGCCCAGCCUGGUGCCUUUGUCGGUACCCCGUACACAGGUGAUUGAGCACAUCACGAAGCUCAUCACCAUCAACGAGGCUGUGGUGGACACCAGUGAGAUUGAUAGCGUGAAGCCAAGGAGGAGCUCACUCACCAGGCGCAGCAGCAUGGAGUCUCCCAAGUCUAGCCUCUAUCGGGAGUCCCUGUCAUCCCACAGCGAGAAGACGAAGCCGGAACAAUCACUGCUGAGCUUCCAGCACCCCCUAGCACCCCCCCCUGUGCCUCUCCUGAGAAGCCACUCAAUGCCUUCUGCCACCUGCACUAUCAGCACCCCCCACCACACCUUCCGUGGUAGCUAUUCCUUCGACGACCACAUCACCGACUCCGAGGCCCCGAGCCGCAGCAGUCCCGUGUUUACCUCUCAUCCCCGGAUGCUGAAGCGCCAGCCGGCCAUCGAACUACCUUUGGGAGGUGAAUAUAGUUCCGAGGAGCCUGGACCAAGCAGCAAAGAUGCAGCCUCCAAGCCCUCAGAUGAACCAGAACCCAAGGAAAGUGAAUUGACCAAAAAGACCAAGAAGGGGUUGAAAAUGAAAGGGGUGAUCUAUGAAUGUACCAUCUGUGGUGCUCGGUACAAGAAGAAGGAUAACUACGAAGCCCAUAAAAAGUACUACUGCUCGGAGCUCCAGAUUACAAAGCCCCUCUCUGCAGGUGCUCAUGCAUCUCCUGAAGCUGAAAAGAGUCAGGCAGAGCGUGAGCCAUGGUCCCAGAUGAUGCAUUAUAAACUGGGGGCCACCUUGGAACUCACUCCGCUGAGGAAGAGGAGGAAAGAGAAGAGUCUUGGGGAUGAGGAAGAGCCGUCGGCCUUUGAGUUGACAAAAGGUCAGUUUGGCAGCCCUGGGCCAUCUGACACUACUAGGAACCUUCCCCUGGAGUCCACCAAGUCACCAGCAGAACCAUGUAAAUCAGUGCCCUCUUUGGAGGGACCCACGAGCUUCCAGCCAAGGACUCCCAAGCCAGGGUCUGGGUCAGAUCCAGGGAAAGAGAGGAGAACAAUGUCCAAAGAAAUUUCUGUCAUCCAGCACACCAGCUCCUUUGAGAAAUCUGACCCUCUCGAGCAGCCCAGUGGCCUAGAAGGGGAAGACAAGCCUCUGACCCAGUUCUCAUCCCCACCGCCUGCCCCGCAAGGACGCUCAGCUCACUCCUUGCAGUCUAGGUUGGUCCGCCAGCCUAACAUUCAGGUUCCCGAGAUCCUGGUGACUGAGGAGGCAGACCGGCCAGACACAGAGCCUGAGCCACCUCCAAAGGAGCCCGAGAAGACAGAGGAGUUCCAGUGGCCUCAGCGCAGCCAGACACUUGCCCAACUCCCAGCUGAGAAGCUGCCACCCAAGAAGAAGAGACUGCGUCUGGCAGAGAUGGCCCAGUCAUCAGGGGAGUCCAGUUUUGAGUCAUCCUUGCCUCUGUCUCGGAGCCCGAGCCAGGAAAGCAGUGUUUCUCUGAGCAGCUCCAGCCGCUCAGCCUCAUUCGACAGAGAUGACCAUGGGAAAGCCGAGGCCCCUGGGGCCUCAUUGGACAUACGCUCCAAACCCUUGGGCACCCACAUGCUGACUGUCCCCAGCCACCACCCGCAGGCCCGAGAGAUGCGGAGGUCAGCUUCAGAGCAGAGUCCUAAUGUGUCCCAUUCUGUACACAUGACUGAGACACGCAGCAAAUCAUUUGACUGUGGUAGCUUGUCCUUGUCAGGCACCUCUGCAGGAGCCCCAGCCACUCCAUCGAUCCCACCAGCCCCACCAGCCCCUCCAGAGAGAAGAAAAUGCUUUUUGGUGAGACAGGCCUCUCUGAGCAGACCUCCAGAAACUGAGCCAGAGGCUACCCCCAAGGGAAGGCAGGACAGCGAGGAACCACAGCCCUCUUCUGGAAAACCUUCGGCCAAAAGCUUGGUGUCCCAGAUCUCCUUGGCAGCCACCUCACAUAGUGGGCACCCGGGAGGCAAGACCCAGGUGCAGGACAGGCCCCCACUGGGGUCCACCCCACCCUACACAGAAGCCCUGCAGGUGUUCCAUGCCCCUGUCACUCAACUGCCUCUGCAAGAGAAGCCAUACCCCCCACCUGUCUCCCUCUUCUCCUUCCAGCACCUCUUGCAGCAUGAACCAGGACAGUCUUCAGAAUUCUUCUCCACACAGGCCAUGGCCAGCCUUCUCUCCUCCCCUUAUUCCAUGCCUCCACUCUCUCCCUCCUUAUUCCAAGCCCCGCCACUUCCUCUUCAACCUACUGUUCUGCACCCAGGCCAGCUCCAUCUCCCCCAGCUCCUGCCUCACCCUCCCAAUCCCUUCCGGCAGCCUCCCUCAUUUCUCCCCAUGCCAUGCCCUGCCUCUUCAGCACUUUCUUCUGGUUUUUUCCUGCCUCUGCAAUCCCAGUUUGCGCUGCAGCUCCCUGGCGAUGUGGAAAGUCAUCUGCCCCCAGUCAAAACCAGCCUGGCUCCGCUUGCAGCAGGACCUUCUGGCCCCUCCAUCAGCACAGAGUACAGCAGUGACAUCCGACUGCCUUCUGUGGCUACCCCAGCCAGCUCCUCAGCAUCCACAUCAGCCCCGCUGCUGGCCUUGCCUGCCUGUCCAGACACCAUGGUGUCCCUGGUUGUGCCCGUCCGCAUUCAGACCAACAUGCCGUCCUAUGGGAGUGCGAUGUACACCACCCUUUCUCAAAUCUUGGUCACCCAGUCCCAAGGCAGCUCAACAAGUGUGGCUCUUCCCAAGUGUGAGGAGCCCCCAUCUAAAGCUAUGUAUGAGGCUGAACCUGGACCAUCUGGCCUAAGUGAAGAGCAGGGCAAAGGUUUCCAGACUCCAUACCUGAGAGUGCCUGUGACAUUACCUGAAAGGAAAGACACCUCCCUGUCACCAGAGGGUGUCCUGAGCCUGGAGGGGUGCUCAUCCACAGCUGGAGGAAGCAAGCGUGUCCUUUCCCCAGCAGGCAGCCUUGAACUUACCAUGGAAACCCAGCAACAAAAAAGGGUGAAGGAAGAGGAGGUUUCCAAGGUUGAUGAGAAACUGGAGCUGGUGAAACCAUGCAGUGUGGUGCUGACCAAUACCGAGGACGGAAAGAGGACAGAGAAAUCCCACUUGGGCAGCCAGGGCCGGGGCAGGAGGGAGUCAGAAACCCUGUCCAGCCUGUCCCCAGAUCCAUCUGACCCAAAGGAAAUUCCUCCCCUCCCUCAUCCCACAUUACUACAUGGGUCAACCCCUGGAUCAGAAGCUUUGAAGGAGUAUGUCCAACCACCUGGCAAAUCUUACCGAAGAGGGCUGUCCCCACUAAGCAUGAAGAAAGAAGAUUCAAAGGAACAACUCGAUCUCCCUCCCCUGGCACCUCCCAGCUCUCUGCCUCUGUCAGAAACAUCCCGCAGACCAGCCAAGUCACAAGAAGGUACGGACUCAAAGAAGGUACUGCAGUUCCCCAGCCUCCACACGACCACUAAUGUCAGUUGGUGCUAUUUAAACUACAUUAAGCCAAAUCACAUCCAGCAUGCAGAUAGGAGGUCCUCUGUUUACGCUGGUUGGUGCAUAAGUUUGUACAACCCCAACCUUCCGGGGAUUUCCACUAAAGCUGCUUUGUCCCUCCUGAGGUCUAAGCAGAAGGUGAGCAAAGAGACAUACACCAUGGCCACAGCUCCGCAUCCUGAAGCAGGAAGGCUGGUGCCAUCCAGCUCCCGCAAGCCCCGCAUGACAGAGGUGCACCUCCCAUCGCUGGUUUCCCCGGAAGGCCCGAAAGACAUAGCUAGAGUGGAGAAGGAAGAGGAGAAGCGAGGGAAGCCAGAGGAGGAUGCGCCUGCCUCCAAGAGAGGGGAGCCGACGAGGGUCAAAAUCUUCGAAGGAGGGUACAAAUCAAACGAAGAGUAUGUAUAUGUGCGAGGCCGCGGUCGAGGGAAAUAUGUUUGUGAGGAGUGUGGAAUUCGCUGCAAGAAGCCCAGCAUGCUGAAGAAACACAUCCGCACCCACACUGACGUCCGGCCCUAUGUGUGCAAGCACUGUCACUUUGCUUUUAAAACCAAAGGGAAUCUGACUAAGCACAUGAAGUCGAAAGCCCACAGCAAAAAGUGCCAAGAGACAGGGGUGCUGGAGGAGCUGGAAGCCGAAGAAGGAACCAGUGAUGACAUGUUCCAGGACUCAGAAGGGCGAGAGGGCUCCGAGGCUGUGGAGGAGCACCAGUUUUCUGACCUUGAGGACUCUGACUCAGACUCGGACCUGGACGAAGAUGAAGAAGAGGAUGAGGAGGAGAGUCAGGAUGAGUUGUCUGGGCCAUCCUCAGAGGCACCCCCGCCCAGGCCACCAGCCACACUUCGGGAAGACUCCUCUCCUGUUCGGGGCCCUCAGUCCUCAAAUGCCACCUCUGACAAUGAGGCCACACGAGGCAGCUCGGUCUCAGAAGCCGAGUACUUGACAGCCAGCAGUUGUUCCACAUCUAGCCAGAGCAUCCCAUGCCUUCCCUGGCUGGGACUGGCCCCGUUGGGCCUUGUGGAGAAGGACACAAGCUCAGCCCUGAGCUCCAAGGCUAUGUCUCCUAGCAGGUCAUGGUCCCCAAGCAAAGAAGCAGGAAGCCACACACCAUUCACUCGCAAACACUCACUCACCAAAACCGACUCAUCUCCCCAACGAUGUUCACCGGCCCAAGAACCACAGGCCUCCCUCAUGAGCAUGCCUGGCCUCCAGACAGGCCUGGGAAGGGACAUGGGUCCUCCUCCUUGUGGGUCUCCAAGACUGGAUCUGUGUCCUCCCACUACCCACCCCGUGGGAAGAGAAGUACCCCCUCAAGCGCAUCAACCCCCCAAACUCGAGGGUGCCACAGACCCAUGCGCUCCCAGAUACUCGCCCACCAGGAGAUGGUCUCCGGGUCAGGCCGGGUCACCACCACAGUCAGCGCUGCCAGGGAAGUGGGCCCUGGCUGGGCCAAGCAGCUCCUCAGCGGGUGAGCACGGCCCAGGGUUGGGGCCAGCUCCGCGGGCUUUCUUCCUGCCCGCGCCUCUACCUCACAAGCUUCUUGGCAGAAGCCCCGAGACCUGCGCCUCCUCAUGGCAGAAGGCCGAGUCCCGAAGUCCAUCCUGCUCACCUGGCCCUGCUCAUCCUUUCUCCUCUCGACCCUUCUUCUCCACUCCCCAUGACUUCCAUGGUCACAUCCUGGCCCGGACAGAGGAGAACGUCUUCAGCCACUUGCCUCUGCAUUCCCAGCACCUGACUCGCUCCCUGUGCCCCUUGAUUCCCAUCGGUGGGAUCCAGAUGGUGCAGACCCGGCCAGGGGCCCAUCCCACUCUGCUCCCAGGACCCUCUGCAUCCUGGAUCAGUGGUUUCUCAGGGGGAGGCAGCGAUCUGACAGGAGCCCGGGAGGCCCAAGAGCGAGGCCGCUGGAGUCCCACUGAAAGCUCAUCAGCCUCCGUGUCCCCUGUGGCUAAGGUCUCAAAGUUCACACUGUCUUCGGAGCUGGAAGGCAGAAACGACCCUAAGGAGAAGGAAAGGACAGGCAGAGGCCCAGGAAGACCUCCUGACUGGGAGCCCCAUAGGGCUAAGGUGCCCAUGGAGCCCACGCCCGCACACAGUCCCUGUACCUCACAGCUGCCCCAGGGCCACCAAGUGGCACAGUCCUGGAGCCCCCGCUUGGAGUCAUCUCACACACUGGCCAACCCUGAAGCCUCUGCCUCCCCUCCACUGGACCGCAGCAACUCCAUGGGCUGCCUGGCAGAUGCCUCCACUCGCUUCCCAGCCCGGAGGAGGAACCUCUCUGGGGAACCCAGGACCAGGCAAAGCUCCCCUGAGCCCUCAGGUAGUGGGGAGCCCAGGGUACCUCCACCCCCACCCAAGGACAGGGGUCCCCCAAGCACUUAGCCUCUCUCCAGCUGCUUCAGCAUCUGGCUUCCAGUGCUCGGCAACAGACGUUUCCAGCCAACUUCCUCGAGCCAUUGUGCUCCCAUGAGCUCCCUCUCCC